Messenger RNA from Tarenaya hassleriana, 865 nucleotides. RefSeq names its product auxin-responsive protein SAUR32. Lineage: Eukaryota; Viridiplantae; Streptophyta; Magnoliopsida; Brassicales; Cleomaceae. The transcript has a single exon. Gene Ontology annotation, biological process: response to auxin. The record is from RefSeq and is a predicted model, not a curated record. Bases 246 to 629 code for a protein of 127 amino acids.
CGUCCUCUCCAUCUCUCAACACGAAAAAAAAAACAUUUUUUUUCAUCAUACAUAUGCGAAGCAUAUCAUGAGCAACAUCCCCAGAUCUCUCACCGACUCUUCUCUUUCUCUCUUCCUCCUCACAAUCUCCUCAUCCGUAGAUCCCUGGCCUUUCUCUAUCUCCUCCGUCUUCUAAUCGCCGGAAAACCACCAUAUCUCACCGGAAAAAAGCUUUCCGACCGUCGUGAUAUUUGUCUGAAAAUUAAAUGGGCUUCGGACACCAGAAACACCAGACCCGCCAGAGACACAACAACCAGGACCAGAUGAUAUUUAAGUUCCAUUUCCACGUGCCACAUCUCCACUUCCAUCAUCAUCACCAUCAUCCAAGAGGGUUUAUGACGAUCAUGGUGGGGCAUGAGGACGACGAAGGGCUCCAUAGAUUUGUGAUUCCGGUGAUAUAUGUGAACCAUCCUCUGUUCUUGAGGCUGUUGAAAGAGGCAGAAGAAGAAUACGGAUUCAAUCACGACGGUCCGAUCACGAUCCCUUGCCACGUGGAUGAAUUCCGACACGUUCAGGACAUCAUCGACGAAGAAACUCACCGCCGUCACAGCCACGACCACAGCCAUCAUUUCUCGUGUUUCAAGGUCUAAUAUUAUAAUUAGUGUUUCGAUUUGUUGGGUUUUGUAUUUUAUUUUAUUUUUUUUCCGAUCUUUGGAUUGAUCAUAUGUUUGGUUUGAUCCUUUGACGCGGAGACUCAGGAGUUUCCGUAUUGUUUUAGUUGAUGAUGAUGAAAAAUGCAAAAGGAAAUCGAAUGUGAAUAAUUUAAUUAUUCUAUCUUUAUAUCAUUAUAUUGAUUGUGAAAAUAAAGAAAAUUGUUGAUUCGUUA